GGCAAUAAAAGAAAAUGGACGAAGCGUAACAACGACGUCAACAACAUAAAAACACAGGCAACUACAGAGGGCGGAGAUGACGAGAGAAGAGAGGAUUGUGUGAUGAGAUGCCGUGAUCUCUACAUUAUAGAUGAGAUAUGAUCAGCCGCGCACGUCACUGGCACGAGCACCAAGAACGUCACCGACACGCCACAUAAAGGAGGGAGGAGAGCGCGCGCUGCUAACUGCCAUCCUCCUCCCUGCACCGUCCGCCGCCAUGUGCACACGUCGUCGCUGUACUUGUUGCAGUCGCCUCCACAGUCGUCUGCUCGCCACUAGAGUUGUGUCCGCGGCUUUGUAGCGACUGAGGACAGUUGGAACAUAGAGGCUACAGGUGCUUCACCUUCUCGUGAUUAUGUAACGCACCCCGCGAGGACACGUGACAUGUAAGGCUGCUCUGGGUGGAAUCACAGACCAUGGAUGACACGGACUCGCCCACCGAGAGACUGAACGCCUCCGACACUGCUCCGAAGGAGGAGGCCACAGAGAUAGAAGUCAUCAUAGAACCGGAAGUCAUCGAUGCCCACGCUGACGCCGAGGACGAGGCUGACGACUACAAAGACUCUGGCGACACCAAAGCUGAGACCGAGUCGACGAAACUCAGCCAUGCCAAGUCAUGUGAUCAGAAACCUUCAUCCAAGAAGAAGCCGAAGACAUCCAAGAAGAGCGCGAGAAUGUCUGAGGAUCCAGCGAGUCGAGCGAGGAGCGCUUCCAGAAGGUUCGGCCGCCUGGCCUGGACCCCGGAGAGACAGCAGGCGGUGAAGAAAAACCUGACGAGGGCGGGCAAGAAGUUCCUCGUCUUCAUGAUCUCACACGUCGGCCUCACCUGCCUCGUCAUCAGCUACUCCAUCAUUGGCGGCUUCAUCUUCCAACUCCUAGAGGCGACCAACGAGAAACAAGAACGAGUCGCCAUUACGGGUAUCCGCGAGCGCCAUGUUCAGCGGCUGUGGAACAUGACUGAGUCGCUCAACAUCCUGUUUCCCAAGAAGUGGAUGAACGAGUGCAGCGCUGUGCUGCGCGAGUUCCAGCGCGACAUCUACGAGGCCGUGAAGGACAAGGGCUGGGACGGCAGCGACGAGGUCAACGAGACCAACCUGCAGUGGACCUACGCCGGCUCCCUCCUCUACUCCGUUACUGUCAUCACCACCAUAGGCUACGGUCACCUGACGCCGAAGACGAUGUGGGGACGAAUGGUGACGAUGCUGUACGCCCUCGUCGGCAUUCCCAUGACACUGCAGUGCCUGUCCAACAUCGGCAGCUUCAUGGCGCACUGCUUCCGGCUCAUGUGGAAGCAGAUCACGUGCGCCCCCUGUCGGACGCGUAUUCGACGCCGCUCCAUGUACCUGGCUGCCAGGCAACGGGCUGCCAUGCAGCACAACUCCAGACUCCCUUUCGUGGUCGCCGCAGAGAGGCGCUCUUUCGACGGCCUCUUGAACGGGUCCAGGGGCAAGGUCAAUGGCUGUUGCCAUGGAGACGGCCAAGGAGUGGACGCCUGCCCCAGCUCUAAACCUGGUGUAGAAGGGUUUCCGACAGUCUGUGACGAGUCUCAUCUUCUGGAACAAAAGCACGACCAGGAGCACUUGACCAGGCUGUCGGUUAGCGGGACAGUCGCUGGCGACCGCAACGAGCAAAGCCCUCGUCCUGUCGGUCACGUGAGUUCGGAGGAGCUGGACCGGUCAAUGACCCCGGCCGAAAUCAGGAAGGGCUACGCAGAACUUUCCAUUGCGGGGUAUGACCAGACCGGCAAGCCCUCGACCCUGCACCUCCUGCCCGGCACAGAAUUCCCGAUGUCCAGCAGGGUUCUCGGCUAUCCCGGCAGCCUCGAUCCUGAACUUAGCUUCCUCCCCAAGUACCAGGACGCCAUGUUGAAAAAACCCGGUCAGGCGGCCAACCCUCCAGAGAUCGUGCGUGUGCCCAUCACGGUGUGUCUAGUCAUCGCGGCUGUCUACAUCUUCCUGGGCGCCAUGCUCUUCACUCUGUGGGAGGACAGCUGGAGCUACUUCGACAGCUCCUACUUCUGCUUCGUCACGCUUUCCACCAUCGGCUUCGGCGACAUCGUGCCGGGCUACGACACCGACUCGUGGGACAACCAGGCCAAGCGGGUGUCGUGCACCCUGUACCUGCUCUUCGGCCUGGCGCUGCUGGCCAUGUGCUUCGAGCUCAUUCAGUCCGAGUGUCGCCAGAUCUUCGCCUCCUUCGCACGAGCCAUCGGCUUCACCAAUGAAAACGGGGUCUGAUGGUGUCUAAGGACCUGAAAACAAGUAUGGAGUCGCUCGACAAGACUUCUCUGGGGUCAUCUUGGGAGAUGUUUCUUACUUCUUUUGAACCGAGCUCUGUACGUGUAAGUAAAGCACGUGGACGAACAUAAAUAUGAACAUGAACAGAUGAACAUGAGUUAGAGACACAAUGAAUUUGCAAAUGGUUCCAGCUUGGAACACUUUCAUUUGGGAUGCCAAAGAAAUUGUUCUGGACACUUCUGCUAAAGUUUGUUUUUCCACUUGAACGAGAUUUUCCAAACAUUGUCGGCACUGACAUGAGAUUACUGAGUUCGUUACAGUUUGAACACUCGUGUUGCUGCUACUCUCGGACUUUCACUUGGUGAUCUCUUCCUACCGUCAUCAUUGUCAGUUCCACUUCAUGCAAGUAUUAAUUUUUAUCAUCAAGUCUUGAGAAUUAUUCCACCAUUGAUAACCGUUUAAAGUCGGGUACUUUUAUCUGUAAACCUUCUGUCAAUACCCGCGGGGUUACAGACUGUCGAACAAACUGCACAGAUGCUCGUGUUAGACGAACUCUCGUGAGUUCACGAAGCACGCGGGACGAGAUCACAAACCUGUCAGCUCUCGACGAAAAUGUCAACUGUGGUGACAAUGAACCCAGGGUUCGUAAGGUCAGCGUGAAAUAGUCAAAGGUUCACUCGUUCUUCAAAAGACUACAGACAGACCUACUCAGUUUCCGGUUUCACUCCUAAUUGAGGUUUCGUCAGUCGCAAGCUUGGAGCACAAUCAUCAAACCUCAGGAUCGUUGCCAUGGACACGACACACCUUCCAUAACAUAUUCAACACAUUCGUUAGAUUACAAUGUUUGCUGGGACUGACCACAACUGUCCUACUCCCUGUUGUGUGCUGAUGGCGAUGGCGAAUGUACGGAGUUUGCUGAUGGUAAUGACUGUCAGAUGUCUGUGGGCUUAUCAACCUGACACGGUCUUCACCACUUAGGAUGACCUUUGCCCUAUUUCACCUGUAUCGGCGACUCUGCCAUACACUAUUAGUGUCAACAGAGCUUUUGUGCCUGACAGGAGUGUUUGGUUAGUAUUUUAUUAUCUUCAUUUAGUCUUUCCAUCCCCAAAAAAUCUGUCAGUCAGUCUCAGGGUCUUGAAUUAAAAAAGAAAUGUAACAAAAAAUCCUGUCAACAGCCAAGUCGUAUUUCAUGGUCGUUAAUGCAUUUAUUCCUGUUGACUGGCCAGACAACUUGAAAUGUGGUCUGUGAGAAUGUUUAUAAGCAGAAACAUACAAACACACUCAUGAUUACACAAUAAUGCCUCCUACUGGUUGUCCUCCCCUGCCCUCCCCAAGAAGUCAAAAUACUUUUCUUCUCAUUCCUCGAAAUAGUUUUCUCCCCUGAAUAACUAAAUCCUGUUGUACACUAUUAUGUGCACUCAAAGCAUUUUAACGGAUUGAAUAGAGCAGAGUGGUUCACCGGUGGAGUUUGUCGCUAUACCUACGUGCUGCACCAUUUCCGGUCACGAGACUCAUUGCUGACGUAAUCAGAUUUGUUGGUCACGCGUCGUUAGACAACACACACAACUGGUGGAGUCAACAUCAACAUCAACAUCAACCGAGCAGGUAAACAAGUCUUGGGCUGUAGCCGCCCAUCUUGACCCUCGUCUUCCUCUCGCCAAAGACCAACGCUCGCUGCCAGAAGGCGACUUGGGGUGUUCUACCCGUUGGCUUUCUCUCCGCGAGCUUUAACGAGAUCCCCCGUGGCUUGACGCAUGAGGGAGCAUUGUAAGGCACCGGGGUUCCUAGAAUAUUUCCAUGUUGGCGCUUGCACGCACUCACUGCGGCCAACGCUUGUGAAUACGGACAAGGAGGGGGGGGGGAGAGGGAGGGAGAGAUGGAGGGGAGGUAGUAAGGGAGCCUUGCAAGAAACGGGCUG
Pomacea canaliculata is the source of this 4194-nucleotide messenger RNA. RefSeq lists its product as uncharacterized. Gene Ontology annotation, cellular component: membrane. Bases 456 to 2276 code for a protein of 606 amino acids. The record is from RefSeq and is a predicted model, not a curated record. The transcript is spliced from 4 exons. Gene Ontology annotation, molecular function: potassium ion leak channel activity. Lineage: Eukaryota; Metazoa; Mollusca; Gastropoda; Architaenioglossa; Ampullariidae. Gene Ontology annotation, biological process: potassium ion transmembrane transport; stabilization of membrane potential.